CGACCUUAAAAUAUGAAGAGGUUUGAAACUGGGAGUUACGGUGACGUUUAGACUAGAAAUAAAGAUGAUCUAUACACCUCUAUCUAUUUUUAAAGACGAUAUAAAGAAGGCUGUUAUUUACUUAAAUCAUCCAACAUCUUUACCGGAGACACUUUUUAAACGACUAUGGAAAAACGCUUAUCCUGUAGCUUUCGUAGAUGGAAAUGAUUAUUUCCCACAUUUUUUAACUGGAGAUUUCGAUUCUAUUCAACCAGAAGUUUUAGAAUUUUAUCGUUCAGCAGAGAAUGUUUCAGUCAUUGAAACACCUGAUCAAGAAGAAACUGAUUUCACAAAAUGUGUACGUAUAAUUAUCAAUAGUAUAGAAAAAAACAAUGCGGAAUUAGAUGUGCUUGUUGCAGUGCAAAUGAGCGGUGGAAGGUUCGAUCAUGAAAUGGGAUUAAUUAAAACUCUAUAUGAAACAAAGAAGUUAACUAACAUCCCAUUGCUUUUGGUAAGCGAGUGCUCAGUCACUUUCUUGUUAGAUGAAGGUGAACAUACUAUUCAUGCUAGCACAGGAUAUGAAGCACAACAUGUAGGUUUAAUACCUGUUGGACAACCAUGUCAAGUAACAACUACAGGUCUUCAAUGGGACUUGGAUAAUGGGAUACUCUCAUUUGAUGAUAUUGUUUCAACUUCGAAUCGAUUAUUAGAUGGAAUUGUCUAUGUAAAGUGUAAUCGACCUUUACUUUUUACUAUGGAGUAUAAAAAUGAUAUGAUUAACUAGCGUAAAUAUAUGCAUAGAUCAUUAUAUUCUUGACUAGUCAGUGAUAGUAAGUUGAAAAAAGAUUCGAAGUUAACGCUUGUAUCGUGGUGCAGUUUGGUGAAUUCCGUUAUAUACGUCCUAUACACGUUCAACGUCUUUUCCUAAUUUCCUCGUCAGUUGGAAGCUGGUUUGUCUUCUGCCACAAUAGUCUGUUGGUGAUGGUAACCGGUCAUUAGAUAUUGAGUAUCUUGCGUAAACAACUGUUUGUAAAUACUUGUACCUUUUUGAUGAUGUUUGUAGUAGUUCUCCACGUUUCAGCUCCACACAGUCGAACUGUCUUGACUUUCAUAUUGAAGAUUCUCACUUUGAUAUUAGUUGAUAGUUGUUGUGAAGAAUGUCAACUAGCACGAAAUCUUAGUUCAAGGCAUCUUGUCUAUUACCCACAGCCAUUCAAUAUCUCAUGGAUACAUGGAUACAAAAACGUUUUUCCAAUUACAAAUAAAGAAGAGUAGCUGAAGUUUUCCAUAUAAUACUGAAUCCUACUGCCCUCAAUAGAAAAGAAGGCUUUACCAUGCAUCCAAUUUGAACUAUCUAUCCUAACAACCUAGUCUGAUAUCAUUCAUAUUUCACACUAUUAUGGUACAUACAAAUUAAAUUCUAUCGUUUCGCGCCACAAAGGUCACACUUUAAAAUCCUUGACCUUGUAGACGUACACACACACACGUUCACAUACAUGUCGCUUAUAAAUCACCUUAACCGAAAUGACAUAAAAUUGACUUGUUCAGACCUGUUUUUUUUUAUUGAUCGCAUAUAAUAUUCUUACUUUGUUCCUUUGUACUAUUUAAACUUGGAUUAGUUUGUAUUGGCUCAUUUGUUCUCUGAAGAAGUGGCUUACACUGAGUAACGAAACGUCAGAAAAUCUAG
Molecule: messenger RNA, 1666 nt
Organism: Schistosoma spindalis
Lineage: Eukaryota; Metazoa; Platyhelminthes; Trematoda; Strigeidida; Schistosomatidae
Source: the annotation of a GenBank genome assembly